This is a messenger RNA of Somion occarium, 516 nucleotides long. The record is from the annotation of a GenBank genome assembly. Lineage: Eukaryota; Fungi; Basidiomycota; Agaricomycetes; Polyporales; Cerrenaceae.
AUGGUUGCUUGCAAACAUCUAUCCAGAAUCCGGCCGCAAUCUCUACGAUCGGACUCAAUCCUGCACCACCAUUAUGUCCUAUCGAGUGAAUACAGCGACUGUUUGGCAACGACGUUAUCUCCUGCCCUUGCGUCAGGGAGCGACUUUUUAUAUCACCUCCUUCUCGAAGAUUCAAUACAUCAAACUCAAACGUAUACUAAGUUUACCAGCAUACGGCUUCCGGAAAAUGUAGCGAUUCGUGUCCGUGGCCUUCUCCCCGUCAACAUGGUGUAUGCCUUGCUACAUGCUAUCACAACGUCGACCUCUCUUACACACUAUCGAGAGCAUGGGCGGCUGCCUUUGUCCUAUGGCCUCCUUGGCAUCCCAUUCUCAGACUAUCUUGUCGACACUGCUCUUGCAGCUGUAUCUGAAACCUUCGAUCAACCACUGCUACUUGCAAAGGACUCUACUGUGACUCUGCAAUAUCGACCUUCAAAGCAGGCUGUCGCAUGUUUGAACAGGACUCAGCGAGCCUGA